CCCUUCGUCCGUGAGGAAAAAGGGCGCAGCCAUGGGUAUCGACCUCAAGGCGGGUGGCCGCAGCAAGAAGGUGCACCGCACCGCUCCCAAGAGCCAGAAUGUGUACCUGGCUCUCCUCGUCAAGCUCUACCGCUUCCUCGUGAGGCGGACGGAGAGCAAGUUCAACAAGGUCAUUCUCAAGCGCCUGUUUAUGUCCAAGACGAACAGGCCGCCCCUGUCCCUCUCCAAGCUGGCCGCUUUCAUGAAGGGCAAGGAGGACAAGGUUGCCGUGGUGGUGGCGACCAUCACUGAUGACGUGCGCCUCUUCGAGGUGCCCAAGCUCCGCGUUUGCGCUCUGCGCUUCACGGAGACCGCCCGCGCCCGCAUCACCAAGGCCGGCGGUGAGUGCCUGACCUUCGACCAGCUGGCUCUGGAGCGCCCCACCGGCAAGGACUGCGUCCUGCUGCGCGGCCCCAAGAGCCACCGCGAGGCCGUCAAGCACUUCGGGCCUGCUCCUGGUGUGCCGGGCUCGACCACGAAGCCCUACGUGCGCGCCAAGGGCCGCAAGUUCGAGAAGGCCCGUGGCCGCCGGAAGAGCCGUGGCUUCAAGGUGUAAGCCGGGUCAGCGGCCACAAGCGCUGGGGCUGCUGUCGCGGCUCUGUGCUGGUUGGGUUCGCCGUUAUUGGUGUAACGCAACAUACCGCGA
Astrephomene gubernaculifera is the source of this 685-nucleotide messenger RNA. The record is from the annotation of a GenBank genome assembly. Lineage: Eukaryota; Viridiplantae; Chlorophyta; Chlorophyceae; Chlamydomonadales; Astrephomenaceae.